UAGGGCUUUUCUCAGGAACUUUGAGGAACAAGUCCCUCAAAACAUCCAAGCAGCCAAAGUGCUGCAGCCAUGGGUGACAGAUUUCUCAGCAGUCAAGGAUCGACCAGAGGCUGCAUGCGGCCUUUGGGUCCGCUGGACGUCGACCAGCCUUGUGCCAAAAAGCAGAGCAUGUCGCCUAGAGAGAGGAUGUUGGCCCAUGUGAUGGACCGCCUUGCGGGGAUUGAUGUGCGACGGACCUUUGAUCUGGAUGGUAGCGGCUAUGUCAGCCCUGCAGUGCUCAGGCGGUCGCUAGCCACCUUUGAUCCGCAGGUCUUCUCUGAGGAGUGCAUCGACAUGCUCUUGAGCCGCCAUUCUCGUCCCUGCAGCCGCUGCAGUCUCAAUGGCUGUUCUGACCAGCUGGUACACAUCCACGAUGUCUUUGGACCUUUCUGGCAGCCAUUCUGCCGGCGUCUUCACCAGCUGGAGGAAAAAGUGGCACAAACAAAGCGCCAAGCUCAGAGGCGUCAGGUAGAGCUGGCACAGACUGCGCAGGACACGGCCGAGGCACUGCGGAAAGCACAGCUGGAGCUGCGGCACCCGACUUUACUGAGCCCUGCUUCCUCUGACAGGCCACUUCGCGAGUUGAAAGGCCGCUUAGAAGAGAGCGAGCACGAAAGGAUACGACUUGAAGAGCGACUUCGAACAAAGGAGGACUCCUGCCACAGAAAACGCGCGUGGCGGGAGGAGAAUGACACGAUGGGCUUGGCGCAGCAACUGCUGGCCGCCUCGGAGCAAACGCGGCGUGGAUUGGAGGCCGAGCUGCGGAAGUGUGCCGCACAGCUGGAGCAGGCGGAGCGCGACAAGAAGCAGCUGCAGAAAAACCUCGCAGAUGUGCAAAGUGAGAAAGCUAAAGGUGAUUCUGCGACCGUGGCGUCAAUGACUGAAGAGCUGGCAAAGGUUCGGAAAGACAAUGAAACUCUCCGGGCAGCGAGUUCAACAGAGCGCCAGGAGGUGCAGAAGCUCCGGGAUGAAUUAGAGGAACAACGGCAGGAAUGCCAAAAGCAGCGGCAGCAGCUGCACGACUCCUCUACCAAGGAGGAGGAGCUGCAGCGUGAGCUGAAGCAGCGGGCGGAUGACGCGGCCAAGUUCCAGCGGCAGGCUGCGGAGAGCAUGACCCAAAGACUGAUCGAGAUGGAGGCGGAGGAGCAGAGACGGCGCAACGACGUUGCUGAAAAGAAAGGCCUUGAGGCAAGAUGCGUCCAAUUGGAAGAAGAGCUCAUUGCAACUCGUGAGACCAUGGCCCGGCGGGAGCGCGAAGCAGUGGAGGCCGUGCACCACGCAGUUCUGCGGACCCGGGCUGAGGCAGAAGAGCAGUUUCAGGGUCAACUCGGCAAAGUCGAGAUGCAGCUGCAAAGCACAGAGAGCAGGCUGAGACAGGCACAAGAGGAUAAGGAGGACUUGACGGCGAUGGUCGGCAAAAUCUCUGAAGAGUUGGGCCAACUGCAGCAUGAUCUCAUGGACAAGCAGCGGCAGAUCUCUGAGACCCACGACCUGUCGAAAGCUCGACUGGAGGAGCAGCGACAGCAGUUGCAAGAGCAGCAACAGCGGCUGCAAGAGCAGAGACAACAAUUGCUUGAGCAGGUGGAGACUCAACAAAAGGAGUUUGCGGAUCGCUCAGAGUUCCUUUCAGGUGAGGUGAUCCGCCUGAAGUUGGAGAAAGGAAGCCUUGAGCAGCAGCUGGGACAACAAUCUGCGGAAGCCUUGCGCCUGGGGCAAGAGUCGAAGACUCUUGAAGAGCAGGUGUCUCAAGCGAGAAGCAAUGAGGCUGAAUCGAAGAUGGAGCAAGAGCGGCUGAAUGCUGAAUUGCAAUUGCAGCGGCAGCUGUGUCAAGACACACAGACCCAGCUUGCAUCACUUUCAAAGGAAGCACAGGAGUUGACUCGGGAGUUCUCAAGAAGAGGCUUGCGAGAAGAUCAGCUCCUUGAUGUUUCCGGUCACCUGCAACGUUUGGAGGAGCAGAUGCAAGAGAUUCGAUUGCAAACGUCUCUUGCCAGCCCUGCAUCGCCUGUUUGCACUACAGAGCUGGGCACAGUGGAGUUGGGGAAACUGGAGGCGGAGUUGGAGGCAGAGAGGUCACAAAAGCAGAUGGUGGAGACGAAGUUAGAGGAAGCAUCCAGGGCCUUGGCGUCGGCUCAGGAGCAACUAGCACAAAAGGGCUGGGAGGCUGCACAAGCAUUGGCUGCUGUGAAUGACGAGAUGCAUCAACAGAGGUCUGCCAGUGAGGGACGGCACAAGGCCUUAGAGGAGGAAGUCGUUUUGCUGAAGACAAAGCGCGAAGAACUCCAAGCUCAGGUGACCAAGGCUUCAGUGGAGAAGAAGGAACUGGAGUCACAGCUACAGCGCAGCUUGCAGGAGCUCAUGGAGCAAGCUGCCAAGAUUUUCGAUGAUCAGAAAUCACGCUCAGAGGAAGAAGCAGAGAUGGUGAAACUUCGAGAGAAGCUUUCAGCUCGCGAGGAUGAGCUGGUUUCAGUGCGAUCCCAAGUUGAAUCACUGAAGAAGGAGGUAUGCUCGCUUGAGGCCAAGCGCUUGAAAGAGCAGCUUGAGGCAUCUGGUGCUGAGCGCGAUUUUUCGAAGCAGCUAGCCACCUUGAAGGAGGACACUGUGAGACAACGCUGUGAGGAGCGGGCCAAGUUUGAUGCUGAGCAACAAAGACUCCGAGAGGAAAAGGAUAUCCUACAAGUGAGGCUAGAGCAACUUGAGGGACAAGCUGGGCAGAUCGACUCCGAUGGUCUUGGUGAGAUAGAACUCCAAGAAUUGAAAGAUGAGAAAAAGGAGUUCCACCACCAGCUGCAAGGCGUUGCACGUGACCUUACGUUGACGCUCAGGGAGUUGGAAAGCAAAACCCCUGGUGGCGAAUGCCCGAAGCAAGUGGAAGCAACCAAGCAAGUGCUCGGCCACUUGCAGGAGCAAAUAGCUACUGUUUGUGAGGAGCUCCUAAUCGAGCGGCCAACAGCAAGGCAAAAGAAAGCAGGACAGCAAAAAUCGAGGGGUUCGUCUGAACAUGCGUCGGCCGCAUUGACGGCAGUCUCCUCGGAGAAUGAGCAGCUCCAAAGCGCUUGCCAGCAGCUGAAGAAGGACUUAGAGGCGACAGAGGGCGAGCUGAGAUCCGUGCGCGCGGAGCUGGAUGAGAUGCUAAAAGUGAAGGAUGAGCUGACGUCAGAGAAUGAUGCCUUGGAGACAAAGCUUCAGGCUGCCGAAGACUCAUCCAAGGCAGCUGAUGACCUGGCCUCGGACAGAAAGUCGAAAGCGCUUCUUGAGCAGGAAGCCAGAAUCAAGGAGUUGGAGGAGCAGCUUGAAGAAACUCAGCAUCAGCUGGACCAGGCACAAGGCGAGCUGGAGCAAGAGCAGCUAGACGCGGCUGAAGCCUUGGUGUCAGCUGGGCAAGACUUCGAUGAGCUGGAGCAGAAAACCGAUUCAAAAAACCGGCGCUUGGAGGCACAGCUGGUCGAGGUCACGGAGUUGCUUGCCACUGCAGAAGAGACGGUGGAGGCGCUAACACAGGAGUUGGAACAGCUGAGGGCUUCCAGCAGCGCGCAGCUGGCGGAGAAUGAAAGCAAAAGGAAGGAGCUGGAGUUCCACCUGGAGGACACUGAGCAGCGCUUGGCGCGGGCACAGGAUGAUUUGUCCCAGCGGUCGCUGGAUGCUGCAGAGGCUUUGACACAGCUAGGAGAGGAGCUUGCCAAUGUGCAAGCGCAGUCUCAAAAAUCGGAGACCGAGCUGAGACGCUUGAGGUCACUGCUGGAAGACAACUCGGAGACCAGCGAGCAGUUCGCACCACAAAUGAUUCUACCUGAGGACCGUGCUUCUCCCAAGUCUCUCACCAAUACAGUCCACAGCUCGGAAGGCAGCUUAUGGUCGUAAAGUGUAGCAGCUAUGCCGUGGUGGUGCUUGUCUCCGUGCCUGAGCCUGUUUCACAAAAGCAGGCAGGCACUAAUCACCACUAGUCACUAGUCAGUACAAAGUCACAUGAGAUCAGCUGAGCUUCAGAGAUUUCAGACUCAGCUCUAG
This is a messenger RNA of Durusdinium trenchii, 4047 nucleotides long. The record is from the annotation of a GenBank genome assembly. Lineage: Eukaryota; Dinophyceae; Suessiales; Symbiodiniaceae.